Messenger RNA from Seriola aureovittata, 2251 nucleotides. Its product is annotated as ATP-binding cassette sub-family C member 4-like. Lineage: Eukaryota; Metazoa; Chordata; Actinopteri; Carangiformes; Carangidae. The coding region runs from base 587 to 883 and encodes 98 amino acids. Gene Ontology annotation, cellular component: plasma membrane. Gene Ontology annotation, molecular function: ATPase-coupled transmembrane transporter activity; ATP binding; ATP hydrolysis activity. Gene Ontology annotation, biological process: transmembrane transport. The transcript has 3 exons. The record is from RefSeq and is a predicted model, not a curated record.
GCAGCCUGGACAGAAAACGUGUAUAAAUAACAUUGACAAAAGGAAGAUGUCAUGAUGAGCAUCUCUGCUCAAAACAUGGAUAAAAAUGAAUAAAAUCAAAAAUGAUUUACUUUGUCAGCAUCUAUUAAAGUAUCUUACUGGUCUCGACAUUGAACACCUGUAGCAGCCCUCAGACAACAAACAUUUUCAUAGACUGUAAAAAGUAUAUCUAAGGAGGCAUGACAGGUAACUACAUUACACAAUUCACAAUAGUGCUUAUUUACCAAAGGUAAUGACGAGACAGUAUACUAUGUUGUUGUUGUUGUUAGAAAUCAGUGUUUGUGUAGUUAUUGGUUGUUUUAUUUUUGGAGCCUCUUUGUGUUUCUUCAAACAUCCGGUGGAAGUUUAAGGGCACAACAUUGUUUGUUUGUUUACUUACUAAAACAUCAAAAUGUAAAAAUGUCCUGUAUCAACAUGUCUUUGUCUUCGUGUGUGUGUGUGUGUGUCAGGGCUUGAGGCCGGAGAGGUGGGGCUCGUGCUGACCUACGCCGUGACGCUGAUAGGAAACUUCCAGUGGAGCGUGAGGCAGAGCGCGGAGGUGGAGAACAUGAUGACCUCGGUGGAGCGGGUGGUGGAGCGCACAGAGCUGAAGAGCGAGGCACCCUGGGAGACCCAGAAGCGUCCUCCUGCCGACUGGCCCAGCCGAGGACCGGUGACCUUCAACCGGGUGAACUCAAGAGACAUCAGCGCCACUCUCCAACCGCACGAGAAGGUCGGGAUCGUGGGGAGAACGGGCGCCGGGAAAAGCUCCCUGGUGUCGGCCUUGUUCCGCCUGGCUGAGCCGCAGGGAGAGAUCCACAUAGACGGCGUCCUGACGUCAGAGGUCGACCUUCACGGGUUUUGAAUGUUUUCAACAUGCUUGUUAGAAUUGAGCAAUGUUAUUAUUGAAGUGACUCCGUGUAAUCAGCUGUUUUACUGAGGUGUGACUGUACAAGUGUCUGUAUUUAUUUAUGUGUGGACUCCUACAUGUAUUUCACGGCUGUGAUAGAAAGUUGAUCUAGAAUUGUUGAACUCAGUCAGUGUGUGUGAUCUGAAUCCAUUUUAUCAGGGACUUUUUAGAGCAUGGACUCUUUUUAAUCCACAGGGCCAGACUGGAUGUUCAGGACAACAGUAGACCUGGUCUCACCCAGCGUCUGGUUUCAGCUGGGACAGUGAAGCUGAGACACAUAGUGGACGCUGCAGGUCCAGGACUCUACAACAAAGAGGCAGUAGCUUCUCUACUGGGCCUGAGGUCACAUCGUCACACCAGAGACAUUUUAAACACAUGGACUAAAAGACUGAGUGAAGAAGAAUCAGGAAUGAUACAGGACUAUUGUUCUGGAAUAGACACUCCUGAUGGAACGGACCCUUUUCCUGAACUGGGUCUUAAAAUAGACCACACUGGACUGACUGGACCACUGUUGGUCUAUAAACAUGCUGCACCUGCAGACCUCUACAUGCUCAAUGGGAAAGCUCUGUAUAAAUACUGUGUACAAGCUUUAAACAAGAGAAAGUUGAGUGGUAGAACAGACAAUGUGUGGAGAAGGGAAUUAAAGGUGCAGGAUCGCUGUAAACCGGUGUGGAGGCUGUUUUAUAAACCGCCUUUAAACGAGGUCAGGUGAUCUGCAGUGGAGAAUCCUGCAGGGAGCGCUGGCUGUCAACAGCUUGGUCUAUAAGAUCAACCCCACAGUGUCUUUUAAAUGUCCUUUCUGUCAGGAAACAGAAACUGUUUUUCACUCUUUCCUAAAAUUUAAAAGACUUGAAGUUCUGUUUGAGACUCUGAAAACUUUGUUUUUAAACUGUGGUGAGAGUUUGUGUGAAACUGCUUUUAUUUUUGGUGCUGGCUACAAAAAAGAAAAUGCAAAGAAGUGGCAGCUGUUGAACUUUGUAGUGGGACAGGCUAAACUGUCCAUUUAUAAAAGCAGGAAGAACAAAGUAGAAGGUGUUUCAGGUGGGGAGCUGCUGUCAGUGUUUAAGUCGUUGGUGAAAGCCAGAAUCACAGCAGACUUCAGAUUUUACUUACUCAUGAAUAAUGUUGAUGGGUUUCUGUCUCAGUGGUGUUUCACUGCAGCUCUCUGUUCUAUUGUUGAGGGGAAGCUGAUUUUUAACUCUGUGUUUUUAUGAGAUUUUUAUAAACCAUGUUGGUUGUUUUGUCUGAGGAUUAUGUUCUGUUGAUAUUGUUCUAUUUAUUAGAAAAUAAAUGUGUUUUCUAAAAAUCAAAAAAAAAAAUCUC